AUGACUGAAUUAAAUAUCUCACUUCCGCCUACCGCGGCGCCGGAGGACUCGGCUACUGCCCAGCCCAACGGCAAGCCUGCGCCUAAACGCAAAGGUCCGCCUUUGAAUCAGAUAUAUUCCUUGCCUGUGCCGAUUCGGACCUUUCCGUUACCGGCAUUCUAUCCCAACAAUCCCAUUUCCAUAAUUCACGUAGCGUACGCAUGGCUAAAACAGACUGUACGCCCACCGCCUGCGGAACCCUCCGUUGUUUACCGCGGCGUUUGGUCGGAAGGCACCACCUCUGUCCACGUCACCGAUGAGAAAUCAAUGAGGGGCCUGUGGGAACAGGGCUUCUUUGGUAAAGGUAGUUUAAGUCGAAGUGAGCCGAAUUGGCUCAGGCGCGAGCUCGUCCGCAAGGGUGUCGAAGAGACGCACGUCAGUGAAAUCCUGACAAAUCAAAGACGACAAAAACGCGCCGAAGCCAAAUGGGAACGUGCAAGACUCGAGCAAGAAGCUAUCCGUCAAACAAAGCUCAGUGAAGCGCAAAAGGCGGUGGUCGCGAUCGAGGCGGCGGCAACCAUCCUUGCUCCCGUUGGUCCGGCUGAGCUCCUAGCGCUUCCCAACUCGCUGUCCGAUAUCAAAGUAACGAAAGCGAAGCAGUCGACUACGUCAAUUCUUGUAAACGGUGACUACCUCGCACCGCGACGCGAGCUCUCACUCAUUGAGCAGCUUGCUGGCGUCACCUCGGACGCUGGCACCAAUGGGUCUGCGACGACGCCGCAAACACCAGUAACCCGCUCUCGUGGCAGUUCGACUGUUUCUCAUGACGGCUCCGAGAAACAACAGAAAAGUGUUCGAUUCUCGCCGAAAGUGGAAUCUACCACGUUUGAUUUCUCGGAUCCCCCGAGCUUCAAUGCUGCACGUGAGGGAAAGCGUGCUGAGCCGACAACAGCCCUCAAUAACGACGAUACAACAGCGACAGCAGCAGAAUCCGCCAAGGGCGUUGUUGUCAACAAAGAGCAUCUUCAGCUCACCCCGCAAGAGGCAUUCUUCCUCAAAUUCGGGUUAGGAGCCCUGUCUGUAACGGAUCCAUACUCGGGCCUGGACUUGUCGACCAUGGACAUGCUGCGCUUAUUCCGCGAACAUUCAUAUGCACCGCCGCGAAAUGGGCCUGAUGCCGACAAUUUACAACCAGACGACCCCUUCCUGGUCCACUAUGUCGUGUAUCAUCAUUUCCGCUCGCUCGGCUGGGUCCCUCGCGCGGGCAUCAAAUUCGGCGUCGACUGGCUUCUGUACAAUCGCGGACCAGUCUUUGACCACGCCCAAUUUGGUCUAAUUCUGGUUCCGUCCUACUCGGCUCCCUGGUGGAAAGCCAAUGGUAAAAAGCCGGAAACAAAAUCGUGGUCUUGGCUUCACAGCGUGGUGAGAGUGCUGUCACAUGUCACCAAGAGCCUGGUGCUCGUGUACGUGGAUGUGCCACCGCCGCCUGUGUUUGAUGAGGCCAUUGCAUCAGGUCUUACGGAUGCACUGAAACUGUACAAAGUAAGAGAAAUCAUGGUGAAGCGCUGGGCGGCCAACAGGAACCGGUAG
This is a messenger RNA of Beauveria bassiana ARSEF 2860, 1569 nucleotides long. Its product is annotated as tRNA-splicing endonuclease subunit Sen2. Gene Ontology annotation, cellular component: tRNA-intron endonuclease complex. The transcript has a single exon. NCBI's taxonomy places the organism in Eukaryota, Fungi, Ascomycota, Sordariomycetes, Hypocreales, Cordycipitaceae. The record is from RefSeq and is a predicted model, not a curated record. Gene Ontology annotation, molecular function: nucleic acid binding; tRNA-intron lyase activity. Gene Ontology annotation, biological process: tRNA splicing, via endonucleolytic cleavage and ligation; tRNA-type intron splice site recognition and cleavage. The coding region runs from base 1 to 1569 and encodes 522 amino acids.